UUAGCUGCAUGCGGAAGAGCAGCACCUACAUGGAGUCUCUGCCUUGGAUGGUUGCAGAAAGCCUCUGCUGACUAAGUGAGAAAAAUGCAGAAGAGUUUGCAGACAGAUGCCAUUACCGAUAACCAAGUUCUUAGAAAAAGAAAAAGGAAGCGGACAGAGACGGUGAACUCCGAAGAUGCGAAUAGUACGGUGGAUAAAGCACAGAGAGGCCCGUAUUCUGGAAAUGCCUUCCUGCCUGGCGAGAGCUCCAGCGAUGAUGAAACUCCCUUAGCAGAACUGUCCAAGGAGGAACUUUGUACCAAAAUCAAAAACCUGAAAGAAAAACUGACGAACAUCCGGAAGGAGAACAGCCGACUUCGGCAGUCUUUGGUCAUGUUACAAGUGUUACCCCAGGCCGUCACCCAGUUUGAAGAACUGGUGGGAAUGGCAGAGACCCUGCUUAAGGGCGGAGGAGUGGCGUCCACACCAGCAUCUACCCUCUGGAGAGCAACCAACAACUCCUCCCCAGACUCCUUUGCCUCUCUGUGCAGUAAUUCCAACUCCAGUUCCAGCUCCCCAAGUUCCCUGAAGGCUGAGGAAGAGCAACAUCCUGGUGAGAAGCAGUUCAAGAUUGAAAAAUGGCAGAUUGCCCGUUGUAAUAAGAGCAAGCCUCAGAAAUUUAUUAAUGACUUAAUGCAAGUACUUUACACAAACGAAUACAUGGCCACACACAGUCUGACUGGAGCAAAAUCCUCCACUUCAAGAGACAAAGUUGUAAAACCAGCUAUGAACCAGAAUGAAGUUCAAGAAAUCAUAGGAAUAACAAAGCAGGUAUUUCCCAACGCAGAUGAUGUUUCAAUUAGAAGGAUGAUAGGACAGAAACUGAAUAACUGCACCAAGAAGCCGAAUGUGAGCAAAACUCUUAACUCUCAGGAUAGUAAGUAG
This is a messenger RNA of Peromyscus eremicus (cactus mouse), 924 nucleotides long. RefSeq names its product BEN domain containing 6 (gene Bend6). The record is from RefSeq and is a predicted model, not a curated record. Gene Ontology annotation, biological process: negative regulation of Notch signaling pathway; positive regulation of neuron differentiation. The coding region runs from base 85 to 924 and encodes 279 amino acids. Gene Ontology annotation, molecular function: transcription corepressor activity; DNA binding. NCBI's taxonomy places the organism in Eukaryota, Metazoa, Chordata, Mammalia, Rodentia, Cricetidae. Gene Ontology annotation, cellular component: nucleus. The transcript has 5 exons.